Molecule: messenger RNA, 372 nt
Organism: Didymodactylos carnosus
Lineage: Eukaryota; Metazoa; Rotifera; Eurotatoria; Philodinida; Philodinidae
Source: the annotation of a GenBank genome assembly
AUGAUCAUUACAAAUUGUUACAAAGGCAUGUCUGAUCCAGCAAUCGCUCGUUUACCAUUGCGUGAUCAUAUAAAACGACGAAUAAGAAUGUUGCGUCAAAAUAAUAAUCCUAUAACAACAGCAAACGAUCCAAAUUUUGCGUCUGUUCUGAUACCAUUAAGUAAAACUGUGCGUCAAGAUCAGUUUUUGCGCUGUGAUACUGGUCCAGGUGAUGAUAGAAUAUUAAUAUUCGCAAGCACUGAACAACUAGAUAUUCUACAAUCCACAGACGAAUUUCUUGUCGAUGGCACAUUCAAAGUAGUCCCUGAAAUAUUCUACCAAUUAUAUAUGAGUGAAUUGCAAGUGCGUUUUACAAUCGACGAAAAAAAAUGA